AUGAGCUUCACCGUGCACUCGGUUUUCUUCACCCUGAAGGUGAGCGUCCUGCUGGGGUCCCUGCUGGGGCUCUGCCUGGGCCUUGAGUUCAUGGGCCUUCCUAACCAGUGGGCACGCUACCUCCGCUGGGAUGCCAGCACGCGCAGUGACCUGAGCUUCCAGUUCAAGACCAAUGUUUCCACGGGGCUGCUCCUCUACCUGGAUGACGGCGGCGUUUGUGACUUCCUCUGCCUGUCCCUGGUGGAUGGCCACGUGCAGCUCCGCUUCAGCAUGGACUGUGCCGAGACCGCCGUGCUGUCCAGCAAACAGGUGAACGACAGCAGCUGGCACUUUCUCAUGGUGAGCCGUGACCGCCUGCGUACUGUGCUGGUGCUUGAUGGUGAGGGCCAGUCUGGGGAGCUGCAGCCCCAGCGGCCCUACAUGGAUGUGGUCAGUGACUUGUUCCUCGGCGGAGUCCCCGCAGACAUACGACCUUCUGCCCUGACCCUUGAUGGAGUACAGGCCAUGGCCGGCUUCAAGGGAUUAAUCCUGGACCUCAAGUAUGGCAACUCAGAGCCUCAGCUCCUGGGGAGCCAGGGGGUCCAGUUGGAUGCCGAGGGACCCUGCGGUGAGCGUCCCUGUGAAAAUGGUGGGAUCUGCUUUCUCCUGGAUGGCCACCCCACCUGUGACUGUUCUACCACCGGCUAUGGUGGCAAGCUCUGCUCAGAAGAUGUCAGUCAAGGUCCAGGCUUCUCCCACCUCAUGAUGAGUGAACAAGGUAGAAGUAAAGCUCGAGAGGAGAAUGUGGCCACUUUCCGAGGCUCAGAGUACCUGUGCUACGACCUGUCUCAGAACCCAAUCCAGAGCAGCAGUGAUGAAAUCACCCUGUCCUUUAAGACCUGGCAGCGGAAUGGGCUCAUCCUGCACACGGGCAAGUCGGCUGACUACGUCAACCUGGCUCUGAAGGAUGGCGCAGUCUCCUUGGUCAUUAACCUGGGGUCUGGGGCCUUUGAGGCCAUUGUGGAGCCAGUGAAUGGAAAAUUCAAUGACAACGCCUGGCAUGAUGUCAAAGUGACACGCAACCUCCGGCAGGUGACAAUCUCUGUGGAUGGCAUCCUUACCACGACGGGCUACACUCAAGAGGACUACACCAUGCUGGGCUCAGAUGACUUCUUCUAUGUGGGAGGAAGCCCAAGUACCGCUGACUUGCCAGGCUCACCCGUCAGCAACAACUUCAUGGGCUGCCUUAAAGAGGUUGUUUAUAAGAAUAAUGACAUCCGUCUGGAGCUGUCUCGCUUGGCCAGAAUUGGGGACACCAAGAUGAAAAUCUACGGUGAGGUUGUAUUCAAGUGUGAGAAUGUGGCCACACUGGACCCCAUCAACUUUGAGACCCCGGAGGCUUACAUCAGCUUGCCCAAAUGGAACACCAAACGCAUGGGCUCUAUCUCCUUUGACUUUCGCACCACUGAGCCCAACGGCCUGAUCCUCUUCACUCACGGCAAGCCCCAAGAGAGGAAGGAGGCUCGGAGCCAGAAGAACACCAAGGUGGACUUUUUUGCCGCGGAACUCCUCGACGGCAACCUGUACCUACUGCUUGACAUGGGCUCAGGCACCAUUAAAGUGAAAGCCACUCAGAAGAAAGCCAACGAUGGGGAAUGGUACCAUGUGGACAUUCAGCGAGAUGGCAGAUCAGGUACCAUAUCAGUGAACAGCAGGCGCACGCCGUUCACCGCUAGUGGGGAGAGCGAGAUCCUGGACCUGGAGGGGGACAUGUACCUGGGCGGGCUGCCGGAGAACCGUGCUGGCCUCAUCCUCCCCACUGAGCUCUGGACCGCCAUGCUCAACUAUGGCUACGUGGGCUGCAUCCGUGACCUGUUCAUUGACGGGCGCAGCAAGAACAUCCGGCAGCUGGCAGAGAUGCAGAAUGCUGCGGGCGUCAAGUCCUCCUGCUCACGGAUGAGCGCUAAGCAGUGUGACAGCUACCCCUGCAAGAACAACGCCGUGUGCAAAGAUGGCUGGAACCGCUUCAUCUGCGACUGCACGGGCACCGGCUACUGGGGACGAACCUGCGAGAGGGAGGCGUCCAUCCUGAGCUACGACGGCAGCAUGUACAUGAAGAUCAUCAUGCCCAUGGUCAUGCACACCGAGGCAGAGGACGUGUCCUUCCGCUUCAUGUCCCAGCGAGCUUAUGGGCUGCUGGUGGCUACUACCUCCAGGGACUCUGCUGACACCCUGCGUUUGGAGCUGGAUGGGGGGCGCGUCAAGCUCAUGGUUAACUUAGACUGUAUCAGGAUAAACUGUAACUCCAGCAAAGGACCAGAGACCCUGUAUGCGGGGCAGAAGCUCAAUGACAACGAAUGGCACACCGUUCGGGUGGUGCGGAGGGGAAAAAGCCUUAAGUUAACCGUGGACGAUGAUGUGGCUGAGGGUACAAUGGUGGGAGACCAUACCCGCUUGGAAUUCCACAACAUUGAAACUGGUAUCAUGACAGAGAAACGUUACAUCUCCGUCGUCCCCUCCAGUUUCAUUGGCCACCUGCAGAGCCUUAUGUUUAAUGGGCUGCUCUACAUUGACUUGUGCAAAAAUGGAGACAUUGAUUACUGCGAACUGAAGGCUCGUUUUGGACUGAGGAACAUCAUCGCUGACCCUGUCACCUUUAAGACCAAGAGCAGCUACCUGAGCCUGGCCACCCUCCAGGCCUACACCUCCAUGCACCUCUUCUUCCAGUUCAAGACCACCUCCGCUGACGGCUUCAUUCUCUUCAAUAGCGGUGAUGGCAAUGACUUCAUUGCUGUUGAGCUAGUCAAGGGGUACAUACACUACGUGUUUGACCUCGGAAACGGCCCCAAUGUGAUCAAAGGCAAUAGUGACCGCCCCUUGAAUGACAACCAGUGGCACAACGUCGUCAUCACCCGGGACAACAGCAACACCCACAGCCUGAAAGUGGACACGAAGGUGGUCACUCAGGUUAUCAAUGGUGCCAAAAAUCUGGAUUUGAAAGGUGACCUCUACAUGGCAGGUCUGGCCCAAGGCAUGUACAGCAACCUCCCAAAGCUCGUGGCCUCCCGGGAUGGCUUUCAGGGCUGUCUGGCAUCAGUGGACUUGAAUGGACGCCUGCCAGACCUCAUCAACGAUGCCCUCCAUCGGAGUGGACAGAUUGAGCGUGGCUGUGAAGGACCAAGUACCACCUGCCAGGAGGAUUCAUGCGCCAACCAGGGGGUCUGUAUGCAGCAGUGGGAAGGCUUCACCUGCGACUGUUCCAUGACCUCCUAUUCUGGAAACCAGUGCAAUGAUCGUGAGUACAACCUUUUCAUACUUGGGAUAUUUUCAAAGAGUUCAGAGGAGAAGACUGAUUUCAUGAAGGUGAUUCUAGCACUGAUGGUGGAGAGACUUCAGUUCUGUGGGAGCCUAUAG
Molecule: messenger RNA, 3393 nt
Organism: Balaenoptera musculus (blue whale)
Lineage: Eukaryota; Metazoa; Chordata; Mammalia; Artiodactyla; Balaenopteridae
Product: neurexin-3
Exons: 16
Coding region: 1-3393 (1130 amino acids)
Source: RefSeq, a predicted model, not a curated record